This is a messenger RNA of Nestor notabilis (Kea), 1139 nucleotides long. RefSeq names its product palladin-like. The annotation marks the transcript as partial. The record is from RefSeq and is a predicted model, not a curated record. The transcript is spliced from 8 exons. NCBI's taxonomy places the organism in Eukaryota, Metazoa, Chordata, Aves, Psittaciformes, Psittacidae.
AUGGAAGCUGUACCACAGGAUUAUAUCAGGUUGACUGGGCAUGAUAGACAAAAAUCAAACAUCCUGUGUGGAGAAUCGGUGAGUUAUAGGAAGAACGGAGUAGCAAGAUGGUUCUGUGAAGGAAAAGAGCUCCAGAAUUCCCCUGACAUUCAGAUCCGUUCUGGAAGCGGAGGACUUCAUUCACUAAUCAUAGCAGAAGCCUUUGAAGACGAUACUGGACGCUAUACUUGCGUGGCUUCAAAUUCCAUUGGUGCAGAUAGUACAUCAGCUGAAAUAUUCAUUGAAGGUGCCAGUUCCACUGAUUCAGAAAGUGAAAGUUUAAUCUUCAAAUCAAAAUCUGGAGCUAUGCCACAGGCCCAAAAGAAAACCACUUCUGUUUCCUUGACAAUAGGAUCUUCUGCACCAAAGUCUGGAGUCACCACAGCUGUAAUUCAACCUAUCUCUGUGCCCAGUCAACAGGUUCAAAGCCCUACUUCAUGCCUGCACCGUCUGGAUGGACCCAAGCCUAUCUAUUCUGCACCCAUUUUUACAAAGGAGCUACAAAACUCUACAGCAUCUGAAGGACAAGUCGUGGUAUUGGAAUGCAGGGUCAGAGGACUCCCUCCCAUUCAUGUUAAGUGGUUUCGACAAGGCAUUGAAAUUCAAGAUUCUCCAGACUUCAGAAUUCUCCAAAAAAAAGAGAUAUGUACCCUUGUAAUUGCAGAAACUUUUCCUGAAGAUUCAGGACUUUUCACAUGCACAGCAACAAACGAACAUGGUUCAGUAACAAGCAGUGCACAACUAACUGUCUGCUCAGCCAACUCAGAAAACUCUACUCAUGAAUCACUGGCAAGAGAAUCCAACAGUGAUAAUUUCCAUCAUUUCCCACCACUUCCUCCAGUUGAAAUUAGCUCUAUUGAGCUUCCUCCUAAGAAACAUACAGAGACUCAUCAAGCAAACAACACCGAGUUGAGAUCUGGUGGGACAGCCCAUCAACUGCAGCUGAAUUCGUCUGAGGAAAAAACAAAUGGUGUCCAUCCCAUUCAUGGAGUAAAUGGAAUGAUUAACAGCAAGCCAAAUGGUGAUAAAUCCAUCCCACCUCCAGCUGUCUUGCUUUCACCCACAAAGGAGCCACCACCUGUGCUUGCCAAACCAAAGCU